Camellia sinensis is the source of this 519-nucleotide messenger RNA. The record is from RefSeq and is a predicted model, not a curated record. NCBI's taxonomy places the organism in Eukaryota, Viridiplantae, Streptophyta, Magnoliopsida, Ericales, Theaceae.
AUGGCACCGUAUGAAGCUUUAUACGGACGGCCUUGCCGUUCACCAAUAUGUUGGACAGAAGUCGGAGAAGCACCUCUUUUAGGGCCAGAGUUAAUUCAGGAAACUACCGAGAAGCCUCGCCGAGGAGUUGUUCGUUUCGGAAAGAAGGGAAAAUUGUCACCUCGCUUCAUAGGGCCUUUCGAAAUUUUGGACAAAAUAGGAGAAGUGGCGUACCGUUUGGCUCUACCGCCUCAACUGGCUGGAGUGCAUAAUGUUUUCCACGUCUCUAUGCUACGGAAAUACGAGCCACACCCUUCUCACAUCAUCAAUUGGGAGGAAAUUAAUCUUGAUGAAGACGUGACAUUUGAAGAAAAGCCUGUCAAGAUUUUAGAUCGUCGCGAGAAGAAAUUACGAGACAAAACUAUACCAUUGGUUCAAGUUCUCUGGAGACAUCGUGGGACGGAAGAGUCAACGUGGGAGCGAGAAGAUAUGAUACGUAUCAAUUACCCUCAACUAUUCGAGUCUAAAGGUACGAAUUAA